AUGGCCAACUCCCGGUUCGAGUACGUGCGCAACUUUGAACUGCCGGACCAGGUCCUUCUUAACACAUGGAUUGUCGUGCGCGUGGACGGUCGAGGAUUCCACAAGUUCACCGACACCCAUGGCUAUGCGAAACCGAACGAUGCCCGCGGGUUGCACCUCAUGAAUCGCUGUGCCAAGGCGGUCAUGCAAGAGUUUGGGGACAUCUUUCUUGCCUACGGUCAAAGCGACGAAUACAGCCUCGUGUUCACGAAGACGACGAACGUGUACAACCGACGGUCGACGAAACUUGCGUCCACGGUCGGGUCACUCUUCACAUCGGCGUUUGUAUUUCACUGGCCCGAGUACUUCAAGUCGACCCCACUGACGUACCCGCCAUCGUUUGACGCCCGUGUCGUGAGCUACCCGUCCAUCAAGAACAUGCGCGACUACUUGAGCUGGCGUCACGUCGACUGCCACAUCAACAACUUGUACAAUACAUGCUUUUGGUCCCUCGUACACACCGGCGAAUCCACGCCCCAGGACGCGGAAGCGCUGCUCCGACACACGGACGCCAAGGCCAAGCACGAGCUGCUCUUCUCCCAGUUCCAAGUCAACUACAACGACAUCUCCCCCAUGUUCAAGCGCGGAUCCACGCUCUUCCGCACGCCCGACAAGAGCAUCGCCAUCGCGCACGUCGACUUGAUCAAAGACGAAACCUUCUGGAUCACCCACAUACCCCUCUUGACCCCGCGGCAAGAUGACCACUAG
Molecule: messenger RNA, 747 nt
Organism: Aphanomyces astaci
Lineage: Eukaryota; Oomycota; Saprolegniomycetes; Saprolegniales; Verrucalvaceae
Exons: 5
Coding region: 1-747 (248 amino acids)
Biological process (GO): tRNA modification
Molecular function (GO): magnesium ion binding; tRNA guanylyltransferase activity
Source: RefSeq, a predicted model, not a curated record